Molecule: messenger RNA, 1780 nt
Organism: Panicum hallii
Lineage: Eukaryota; Viridiplantae; Streptophyta; Magnoliopsida; Poales; Poaceae
Product: DIMBOA UDP-glucosyltransferase BX8-like
Exons: 2
Coding region: 244-1614 (456 amino acids)
Molecular function (GO): UDP-glycosyltransferase activity
Source: RefSeq, a predicted model, not a curated record
AUGGGGCAGAAGAGAUGUUCGGUUGUGCUGGCCACCUUGUUCCGUGUGCCAUUUGUCAAGUGAAACUGGGCCAAAGCCUCGUGAUUGCUGUUCCGUUUAGGCAACGACUGACGUGCCCUCUGCCUCUAUCACAAAGACUCUAAAAAUCAAAUAAGCGAGUUGUGACUAUAGUGAAGUACAGAGGGGUAGUGGGCGCUGCACUCUGCAGAACCACCGGCCGUGACGCCGCCACCAGCGCCAGCCAUGGCCGCGGAGAGCAGCGCCGUCCAGGGCGGGCGCCGCCGGCACGUGCUCCUGUUCCCGCUCCCGUACCAGGGCCACAUCAACCCCAUGUUCCGGCUCGCCAGCCUCCUCCACGCGCACGGCUUCGCCGUCACCGUCUUCCACACCCACUUCAACGCGCCGGACCCGGCGCGCCACCCGCAGUACCGCUUCGUCCCCGUCCCCGACGGCACGUCCGGCCCCGCGCCCGUCGCCAUCGAGGACGUCGUCGCGCAGAUCCUCGCGCUCGCCGCCGCGUGCGAGCCCGCGUUCCGGGACCGCCUCGCCGCCGUCCUGGAGGAGUACUCCAGGGACGCCGUCGCGUGCCUCAUCGCAGACGCGCAGCUGCUGCCGAUCUUCGAGGUGGCCACGAAGCUCGCCGUGCCCACGCUGGCGCUGCGCACGAGCAGCGCCGCCUGCUUCAAAUGCUUCGCCGCGUACCCACUGCUCUGCGAGAAAGGCUACCUCCCCGUAAAAGAGUCACAGCGUGACAUGCCGGUGAGCGAGCUGCCGCCGUACCGAGUGCGCGACCUGAUAGGUCUCGGCGACGACAGCUGCGGUGCUGGGCGCGAGCUUCUGGCCCGCGCCGUGACGGCCGUGAAGGUCUCCUCGGGCCUCAUACUCAACACGUUCGACGCGCUCGAGCGGCGCGAGCUGGAGGACCUCAGGCGGGACCUCGCCGUGCCGGUGUUCGACAUCGGCCCGCUCCACAAGUUCUCCCCGUCCGGCGACAGCAGCCUGCUGCGCCAGGACCGGAGCUGCCUGGAGUGGCUGGACGCGCGGCCGCCGGCCUCGGUGCUCUACGCGAGCUUCGGCAGCCUGGCCUGCAUGAGCCAGCGGGACCUGGAGGAGACGGCGUGGGGCAUCGCCGGAAGCGGCGUGCCGUUCCUCUGGGUGGUCCGGCCGGGCAUGGUCCGCGGGUCCGCGCACCAAAUGCUUCCCGAGGGGUUCGAGGCCGCGACGCGCGGGCGCGGGAUGGUGAUGUCGUGGGCGCCGCAGGAGGAGGUGCUGCGCCACCGCGCCGUGGGCGGGUUCUGGACGCACAACGGGUGGAACUCGACGAUGGAGAGCGUGUGCGAGGGGGUGCCGAUGCUGUGCCGCACCUACUUCGGCGACCAGAUGGGGAACGCGAGGUACGUGGAGCAUGUGUGGAGGGUGGGCUUCGAGGUGGGCGGCGAGCUCGAGAGAGGCGCCGUCGAGGCGGCGAUCCGCCGGCUGAUGACUGGCGAGGACGGCGCGGAGAUGAGGGCGAGGGCCGGCGAGCUGAAGAAGGCGGCGGAGGAGUGCACCAGCAAGGGCGGGUCGUCGUGCCUGGCCAUCGAUAAGCUGGUCGCGCACAUGCUGUCCCUGUAAAAUUAGCAUUUUGUCCCUCCGUCAUCAUGUUUGUGGUUUUCGUGUCUGAACUCGGUAAUCAGUUGAACCUCUUUUGGCUAUGAUGAAACUUGCCUGAAAGCUGUAUUGCCUGAAGCUUUUUAGCAGCUGAACCUCAUCAAUGGAGCACAUUAUAAGGAGACCUCUA